AAUCAUAUAUCUCAUGAGGCAAUAAUUUAAAAAUAUAUAAAGAAUAAUUAAAACUCAACAACAAAAUUACAACCUGAUUGAAAUAUAAAGCAAGGACUGAGGCUCGCGCCGCAGGCCCCGGUGGGGUGAGAGGGUCGGGCGGAGGGGAGGCUGCGUGCCGGGGCCGCGGAAACGAGCGCCCCACGGAGCUACUGCGGCCAGACCAGCCCCGGGUCCCCAUCUCCACCCCGCUGCGCUCUCGGUGACGAGAACUACAGCUCCGGGUAUGCCGUGGACUUGAUGGCUGAGGCACUGAAGUGGGAUUGGGCCCUCCUCUGGCCACCCCGGUCUCCACACCAGUCACAGCUGCUUUCCUGGCCGUGCGCAGAGCGAGGCCGGGACUCGAGCCAUGGAGAAGAUGUCACCCCCGCUGCUGGGCUGCAACAAGCCGCACCUGGAGAAGCUGACCCUGGGCAUCACCCACGGCCUAGAAUCUUCCCCAGGUGUGACAGAGGUGACCACCUUAGAAACGGCGCCUGCUGAACGUCAUAUGAUUUCUUCAUGGGAACAAAAGAAUAACUGUAAAAUGCCUGAGGAUUUCAAGACCUUUUACCUGAUGACCAGUGGCUUCCACAUGACAUGGAGUGUGAAGCCAGAUGAGCACACCAUUCCACUGGGCAACAUGGCAAUUAACAGCAUCUCAAAAGUGACUCAACUCAACCAGUCUUCCAUGUAUUCACUUCCUAAUGCACCAACUCUGCCAGACCUGGAGGAUGAUACACAUGAAGCAUUAGCACAAGACACUGAGAUCUGGUUCCUGGACAGAGCAUUAUACUGGUAUUUUGUCACAGACACCUUUACUGCCUAUUAUCACCUGCUCAUCACCCACCUGGGCCUGCCCCAGCGGCAGUAUGCCUUCACCAGCUAUGGCAUUAGCCCACAGGCCAAGCAAUGAUUCAGCAUGUAUAAACCCAUCACCUACAAUACAAACCUGCUCACAGAAGAGACCCACUCGUUUGUGAACAAGCUGGAUCCCAGCAAAGUGUUUAAGAGCAAGAACAAGAUCUUAAUCCCAAAAAAGAAAGGGCCUGUGCAGCCUCAGGUCUCCCCGCUCACUCUACUUCUAAAUCAUCUUCUGGCUCUGGAAACCCUGUCCAGAAGUGAACACCUCCAGCUUUUCACCAGCUCCACAGCAGCAGUUCCCAUGCACAGAUGGCCCCAACCUCUGAUUCUGUAUAUGGAACCACAGGCUUCUUCCCAUCUCAGUGGCCAAAAUCCUAGGCCUUUGCUCCCCCUGACAUUAUCCAGGAGUUGCAAGGGCAUACUGAGGUCUCCCCAAGACUUCCUCCCACAACUAGGUGAUACUGUCCCAUCUCCAGAAGCAAUGGAGAAUUGUGGAUCUUGUUUAAGUGGCCAGGUGGAUCUGCUGAGAACUUUCCUCUGUUUCUAUACCCAACCCUCAAUCCCUUAACAGUGAUUAGAUAAGUCCCCCCCACCAAAGAAACCACUGAUUUUGACCCAUGAGGCAUUAGAACUUUGCUGUUCAACCAGAAGCCACUAGUUGCAUGUGGCUAUUUAAAUUAUAUGAAAAUUCAUUUCCUCAAUUGCAUUGGCUACAUUUCAAUUAUUCAUGUUGUUAGUGGAUUCUGUAUUAGCACAAAGAUAUGGAACAUUUCCAUUAUGACAGAAAGUUCUACUGGAGAGCCUGAAUUAGAAUAUCUUCAUACUGUUCUUCCUCUGAUCAAUUUUUGUUGUUGGGUCAUAAUGUUCCAUGAAAAUUCUUGAAGAUAACAAGUGUACAUUCUUUAUAUCCUUUACUAUAAACAUAUCUCGCU
Messenger RNA from Lemur catta (Ring-tailed lemur), 1814 nucleotides. RefSeq names its product tubulin polyglutamylase complex subunit 2-like. NCBI's taxonomy places the organism in Eukaryota, Metazoa, Chordata, Mammalia, Primates, Lemuridae. The record is from RefSeq and is a predicted model, not a curated record. Bases 389 to 934 code for a protein of 181 amino acids. Gene Ontology annotation, biological process: protein polyglutamylation. The transcript has a single exon.